CACCAAACAACCACCGAAGGCAAACUAAACCACUUCUCUCCUCUCUCUCACCUCCUCCUCCUCCUCCUCCUCUCUUCUUCUGAAUCUCAUCUCAUUAAGAUCUUACAUUGGUCCCGAAUGGGCAUGGCAGCAGCAGAGUCGCGGUUUCAUGUUUUAGCUGUGGAUGACAACAUCAUAGACAGGAAGCUGAUUGAGAGGCUCCUUAAGACCUCCUCAUAUCAAGUUACUACAGUUGAUUCCGGUAGCAAAGCUCUAGAAUUUCUGGGCUUGCACGAGGAUGAUCGAAGCAACUCCGGUUCCCCAUCCAUUUUGACAAACAAUCAUCAUCAGGAAUUGGAAGUGAAUCUCAUCAUAACGGACUACUGCAUGCCUGGAAUGACGGGCUACGACUUGCUCAAGAAAAUCAAGGAAUCAUCGUCUCUGAGGGACAUCCCAGUGGUCAUCAUGUCAUCUGAAAAUGUCCCUGCAAGGAUCAGCAGAUGCUUAGAAGAAGGAGCAGAAGAAUUUUUCUUGAAGCCAGUGAGGAAAUCAGAUCUGAACAGGCUCAGACCCCAUGUGAUGAAAGCCGUAUCUAAGGAUCAGAAACAAGAGAAACACGAAGAAGAAGAAGAAGAAGAAAAACAGGAAGAAAAAGAGAUUAAGUCGCAAAAGCAUCAAGAACAGCAACAGCAACAACAUCAACAACAAUUAUCGCCGAGACCAUCAGGCAAUAGCAAGAGAAAGGCCAUGGAAGAGAAUCUUUCGCCCGAUAGAACAAGGCCCAGAUACAGUGACAUUGCUGCUGUCGUCUGAUCAAGCCCUCCCCAGGAAUUUCUUUCUUUUUUUCCCCAACAAAAACCGUAUAUACAGAAGAAGGGCUUUCAAUGCUGGAUCAUACACACACACGGUUAAACAGAAGAUGGAGAGACAGUUCCUUUCGUGUACACACAUUCUGCAUGGAGAUAAAAGAGGUUCCUGCCCAAUUUUGCUUUUGACCAUAUGGAGGAUGGAUCAUCACUCAUCAGAAAAAAGAGGAAAACAUAAGACAGAGAGCGAGAGAGCAAAAGAGAGCAAAAGAGAACAAAGAGAUGAGAUGAGAUGAGAUGAGAUAGUGUACUCUGAAAGAAGUUUGACUGAUAGCUUGUAGAAAGGAUUAGAAUCACGAAUCAUAAAGCAUUAUGUUGUCAAUCAAAUGGUUUCAAAUCUCGGGCCUC
Molecule: messenger RNA, 1193 nt
Organism: Eucalyptus grandis
Lineage: Eukaryota; Viridiplantae; Streptophyta; Magnoliopsida; Myrtales; Myrtaceae
Product: two-component response regulator ORR9
Exons: 5
Coding region: 118-792 (224 amino acids)
Biological process (GO): phosphorelay signal transduction system; cytokinin-activated signaling pathway
Source: RefSeq, a predicted model, not a curated record